AACUAAAAUUACCUAAGCUUCAAUUCAAACUGCACGAAUAAGGUUGUGUGUUCGAGCAUAUAAGAUAUAACUUAGGUUCCCACGUGCUUGAAUAUAUUUAUUUUGGUAUAAAAUAAAACAUCACAGAUGAGUAUCAAGUCUACUUCGCCUCCUGCAUUAAGCAACGCAAAGAUGCAAGUUCGUUCACCACUAGCAACAGAAGAAAUGGCUCCUUAUUUUGUAGACAAGAAAAAUUAUCAGAAAGAGUCUGCAAACAAAACAGAUAAAGGCGGCAUGGCAGGUCUGGUUAAGGGCAUCAAAGCGCUGCUGGGGGACGUUGAGACGGCGCCCUUCACAGUCACGGCGGAGAAGGAGGGGUACGAGGAGCGAGUGUACCCUGCACGUAAAUGGGCUUGCACCACCAUGCAGGGGCCGGAGCGUGAUAGUCUCGUAUCGCCCAUGUUUCGUAAACUCUUCAACUACAUCUCCGGCAAGAACGAACUCAACCUUCGCAUGGACAUGACGACGCCCGUGGCGACAUACAUCGAGCCUGGCGCCGGCCCCACAUGUGCCUCCACCUUCACCAUGAGCUUCUUCGUGCCAGAGGAGCACCAGAGCAGCCCCCCCAACGGAGGUCCUGACGUCUUCGUGCAGGAGCGGCCUGAGCUCACCGUCCUCACCAGGCGAUUCGGUGGCUACGCCCCUGACGAAGCCGUGGCCAAGGAAGCCAAAGAACUGGCCGAGCUUCUCCAGGCGGCGGGGGAAACGGACGUGGACUUCACUCAUUACUACGUGGUUGGCUACGAUCCACCUUUUAAACCCAUAAACCGCAGAAACGAAAUAUGGUUCAUUAAAAAGUCUAAACCUGCCAGUCCUUCAGAGUGAAGAUUUGAUUGAAUUGUACCAUCAGUGCGUUCAACAGAGUUGCCAUAGAGAUGGCUGAGGGUGACCGUCAAUAAAUUUUUGUCUCCUUUUCAGAGAUUAUAUAUGGCAUCACGUCAUUGGUUAGGCUGGUUUACGAUUUUUUUGCUCACUCGUAUUAACGCAAAGAUUGCACAUUGAAAAUUAAGCUCAGCAAAAAAUGCUCUGGUCUGAUACUGUGGACACCCAGAGACGACUGAUACUACACGCAUACAGAGACAACUGAUACUACUGGUACACAGGGACUACUGAUACUGGAGGCAUACAGAGACCACCGAUAAUACAGGCAUACUGAGAUCAAUGAUACUAUUUUACCGAGAAAAACUGCUGGUUUGUUCUCCUGAUACUUAAGUGAGAAGAAUUCCAGAAAUCCUGAUAUGCAUAGUAAAGUUUAGUUCUUAUAAGUUUAAGUCCGAAUCUCAUUAGAAAAAUACUUCUCAUGGAUAAUUCACUCUGUAUUUUUUAUGCCAGAAGAUAUGUGAAUUUACACGCACAAUAAAUGUGGGACCUAAGACGGCAAGUUAUUCGUGCACAUUCUAGUGCACUUUUAAAGUUUGAAUGUGAUGUUUAAUUCUAAUAAAAAAAUGCUAUUCCGAUGAAUCUCGGGGCUUCAAUAAAUAGUUUAAACCUAAGCUAAUAAAUUCCAAUAGUUUAAACCUAUCAAUUCAUUUGACCAGAGCUGGAUAAACGUUCCUCGGGGGAAUGCAAUGUCUUAGCGACUGGAAAUUGUAGAUAUGCAACUGCAAUUUCUAAUAGCAUAACAAUUAUCGGGAGUUAAGGUUUAUUUCAAACGCUUUUGAUCAAUCGUAUUUGUGUAAUUCUGUGUCCACUUUCGCUCAUAUUUGUUACUAAUCUCAUACCAGUAUUUUAUUUGAUUGUAAAAUAUAUUAUUUACUUAUAUUGCCGUCUUAUUGCUGUCGUGAUAGGUCAGACUGUGAUAUUCCAAGACACGAUUAAAGGUUAUCGAUGUGUGUUUUCACUGAAAAUCUGUAAAUUUACAUUUUAAUGUUUAGUAAUGGAUUUAAUUUUUGUACUUCUAUGUCUUAGAGGAUUUCUACUCAAUCGGCUCAUUGUUGUCUUUAAUUCUCGAUUCACUGAGACAGUGUGCGUACAAAUAUACGUAGAAGUUGAGAAGGUUUCCCUGCAUUACGUAUAAAUUUCCUAUAAGUCUAGGGUAUUUUUACGUAAAGUUUUGUUCGCUUAUAUGGUGUAGUGAAAAAAACUAAGGACAAAAGAUUUAGAAUUUUAUGUCUAUUCUUGGAAAUAAUUCUUUGAGAAAAUAUUUAUAUGACGGGUUAGAUAAGAAAUUGAAUUAUUUUUUUAUAGAUCAUUGUACUUUAUUAUCACAGUAACUACUCAUAGAGGCUGAUGAAUAUUCUACGUAGAAAAAUGUUCUGGAAUUUCCACGCAUCGUUUAUAAAUUUGUUAGGUUAAGUAAGUAAGCGUGCAUUAAGCACGGUCAAGUGCCUUGCACCGUUUCCUUACAUCCCAAAUCUAUUUACCAGGACAAAUUCAUUAGACCAUUUAGUAAAAUUUGAGUUGACGGUUA
Molecule: messenger RNA, 2449 nt
Organism: Hyalella azteca
Lineage: Eukaryota; Metazoa; Arthropoda; Malacostraca; Amphipoda; Hyalellidae
Product: heme-binding protein 2
Exons: 5
Coding region: 127-864 (245 amino acids)
Source: RefSeq, a predicted model, not a curated record